Coccidioides immitis RS is the source of this 1141-nucleotide messenger RNA. RefSeq lists its product as uncharacterized. The coding region runs from base 47 to 1039 and encodes 330 amino acids. Gene Ontology annotation, biological process: regulation of transcription by RNA polymerase II. Gene Ontology annotation, cellular component: mediator complex; core mediator complex. Gene Ontology annotation, molecular function: transcription coregulator activity. The record is from RefSeq and is a predicted model, not a curated record. The transcript has a single exon. Lineage: Eukaryota; Fungi; Ascomycota; Eurotiomycetes; Onygenales; Onygenaceae.
CGGGCAUCAAGCAUUGAGAAACGUCAAGUGAGCAUACUCAAAAGCCAUGGAUACCGCCCUUCUCACGCCCCUAUCUACCAUCGAGCAGCGCCUCAACGCCCUCAUAUCCUCAAUAACUUCGUCUCCAACCGCUGCAGGUGCACCCGCGGCGACCCUCGCCCUUCUCGAAGCAGACGACAGCCUGACCUCUGCACUAGAAACGCUGCGAACGCAUCAAGCGAAUUAUGCCAAAAUACUCCAGUUGCGCGCUGAGGCGAAGAGCCUGGAAGAGAGAGUGCGCGACAUAGUCCGUGAAGUCGGCAAGAUGGGCGAUGACAUCUCGGCACUGGCCGGCGACGAUGACAAGGAAAGUGAGGAGGACGACGAGCCCGUUACCGGCCCGCGCAAAGACGGAGAAGACACCACGAUGGGCGGGACAGCUACAAAUGCCGAGCAAGAAUCGCUGCGACGACGCAAAAACGAGAUUGACUACAAACUCCUCCUCGACUUCGCCCGCCGGAUCAGCAAAUAUAACACUCAAGCCGCGUCCGCGGCAACGUCAGGCGCGAUUCCUACGAAACGCUCUCUGCAUAAUGUGCAGGAACAAGGUCGAGAGCAAGAGCAAAGUCUGCAAAAAGGGACAGAUGCCAGCGGCAUGGCAGAGAUCACUAAACAGUCUACGAUUCAGUUGGAUGCUUCGGCAGAGUCUAUCCGCCAAGCUUGGCUCUUACCGUACCCGAAUGAUGAUAAGAUACGUAUGGGAGUGAUGGGAAAACUGCAAGCUGCUGUUGCAGCCAGCGGUGGACGCGAUGAUCGGGAUAUAGAGAGGGAGGUGGAGAAAAUAAUGCUUGCGGUGGAAGGUGGCACUGAGCAGACGGAGCAGACGUCCAUAGAAAAGGAGAAUGCAGGGGGGGGUUCCGGCCAAGCAGUCCAGACGAGUGGACAGACUGCUGCUGGAGGAAUUGGUGCCGCAUCUAUCGGAAGCGUUGCUAAGCCGCCAGCAGCUCCGAAGGCGAAACUGGAUUUGGAUUUGUAUGACCCGGAUGAAGAUGAAGGUUAAAAGUAUGAGAGCUUUUGAUUUCUAUGGAUCUCUAUCAUAGAUUUCAGAUGACUUGAUGCAAAGUCUAAAAAGUGCAACAAAGCAAUAAUCUAUUCCCCAAAA